AUGUCGAGAACGCUUCUAAUCACCGGUGCCACCGGGAAACAAGGCGGCAGUGUGAUCGAUAACCUCAUAAACCAGGACGCGGACUUCGAGAUUCUUGCGGUCACCCGAGAUGCCCAGUCAAACGGUGCUCAAAAGCUACUCAAGAAGUCCUCGAAUAUCAAACUGGUGGAAGGGAAUCUAGAUCACCCAGAGGAUAUCUUCAGACAAGCCCAGAAAGUCACUACGCAGCCUAUCUGGGGUGUGUUCAGCGUACAGACACCUGUCCCAGGCCUCUUCAAGGAGGAUUCCGAAGAAAGACAAGGUAAAGCACUUGUCGACUCAGCCCUCAACAACAAUGUGAAGGUCUUCGUAUAUACGUCCGUCGACCGUGGUGGUGAUGCGUCCAUCGACAACCCAACUCCCGUCCCCCACUUCAUUCACAAACACAACAUCGAACACCACCUUAUCAACCAAUCCAAGGGAGCAGAUAUGCAAUGGACAAUCUUGCGUCCCGUGGCAUUCCUUAAUAACUUUACGCCUGAUUUCCUUGGAUCCGUGUUCGCUACUAGUUGGAAGAUCGCUCUCCGCGGGAAGCCACUCCAGCUGAUAUCUGUCACGGAUAUUGGAUUCUUUGGUGCGCAAGCAUUUUUGUACCCGCACGAGUAUAAGAAUAGGCCUUUAUCGCUGGCAGGUGAUGAGCUCACAUAUGAUGAAAUGGCGAGGAUAUUCAAGAGGGUUACCGGAGAGGAUUGCCCCCUUACUAAUGGGUUCCUUGCUCGAUUAUUGAUGUGGGCGUUCAAGGAAUUGGGGGUUAUGUUUCGGUGGUUUUAUGACUCUGGGUAUAAAGCCGAUAUUCCAGCGUUAAGAAGGGUACAUCCAGGUUUGAAGAACUUUGAGGCGUGGCUAGAGACGGAAAGUGGGUUCUUAUCCAAGUAG
Aspergillus pseudotamarii is the source of this 915-nucleotide messenger RNA. RefSeq names its product nucleoside-diphosphate-sugar epimerase family protein. NCBI's taxonomy places the organism in Eukaryota, Fungi, Ascomycota, Eurotiomycetes, Eurotiales, Aspergillaceae. The transcript is spliced from 2 exons. The coding region runs from base 1 to 915 and encodes 304 amino acids. The record is from RefSeq and is a predicted model, not a curated record.